UUUCAUUACGUUCCCAACAAUUCUGAAGAUGAUUAGAGUCGGCUGUUUAUAUAUUUUCAUAUUAAUUUUCGCGCCUUCGUUAGAAGUUAAUUUGUGUAAGUCUUUUUUCGUUCAUUAAUCUAAGCACAGGGUGUUUUAUACUUGUAAAAGUGUCUCAUUCGACAUUGAAGUUGAGUACCUAGGCCUUUUUUACGAUGAAGGGAGAGAAACUGCUUUAAUCCAUGCCACAUCAUACACCCGUAAAUGCAUGAUUCGACAUGCUGCAUUCGCGGACAAAGUAAAACUGUUGCAUGGUGAUACGUAUUUUACAAAAGUUUUACAAGAAACUUUUUACGAGAUAGAAGAAAGAGGUUUUUGUAAUUUAAAGCUGGUCGACUUCAAUCAAACGCUGAAUGAAACCCUAUACAAGUGGCAUGUGGUCGGGCAUGUAGCCUACACGAACGGCUUUGUCGUAUCCAUUGACAGGAUUGCCCUAACCAAUGUGGGGAGUUCAACUUUCCAUUCCAAUGCCGGCGUUACCUCGGCAACAUUCAGCGCUACGCUCAACUUAUAUCACGUCAAAGUGGGAUAUGACGUCACCGCGGUACUAGACAACGAAGGCACCCACCGUUUCACCGGGACCUUUAACCAUAAUCAUAUUGAACAGAGGAUAGUCGUUUCAAAGGACUUGGCCACGGGAAAGUUUGUAGCUACACCAACAACAAACUCUGUGUCCGGAGGAAGUGGAGUCAUAAUGGUUUACAUGCCUGAGAACAGAGUCAGCGAAGUACUGUCGAGACACUUUCUGGCAACAAGCACACGACCAAAUCUCGCUAUAUGGAUAAACGAAAUAAUAAUACCGAUUAUGUUGGAAAAAGCAAAAUCAAUUGAUUUCCCUGAUUACUGCGUACAUUGUUGAUUUACGAAUAUGUUGUGUUGUGAUAUUAAAUUAUGAUCC
Chilo suppressalis (striped riceborer) is the source of this 937-nucleotide messenger RNA. NCBI's taxonomy places the organism in Eukaryota, Metazoa, Arthropoda, Insecta, Lepidoptera, Crambidae. The record is from the annotation of a GenBank genome assembly.